AUAAAGAUGUAAUUGCAUCUGCAAUCGCCUGGAAGCCCCAUAUCAAUCAAAAGAGUUUCUUUUAUGUAACUGACAACAAACGGAAUGUAAACAAUUUUAUGACUACUCACAUCCUAUACAACUCCGGCUUCAUUAAAAACAAAUUAACUAUUUGUUUUUGCUGUCCCACUGAUUAGCAAGAUGACCCACCGAGCCCUUAUCAGUGGCAGUGGAGAAAGGUGAUUAGAUUCGUGAGCCCUGUGUGUAAAAACAUAACCUGCUCAACGGGGCAACCAUCACUUUCAGUCACAAUUUGGACAGGUUCAGAGUGGCCCGGCUCUCGCAAUGGUUAUACACAUUUGUGUAAAUCAGAUAGACAUUCUGUUAUCAGUAAUUCGUUUUAUAAUGCCCGUCUUGGCCUGAUAAGUGGCCCCAUCACCAUUCGGGCACUCAGAACAGCACCGUCGUGUGUUGGCCACAGUUGAUGAGCUCUCGCAGGCGCCAAAGUCUAAAGAUUCGCACUUUUGCGGCGGGAUGUGAAAAGUGUAAUAUCGCUGCCAAAAUCCGUUUACAUUUCCAAGUUUCCCUUAGAUUGGGAUGAAGGCUGAUGAUCAAACACAGAAAACCCAUAACUGAUUUACAUUAAAUACCUGUUCAAAGUGUACAAAAAUAUUUAUUUAUUUAUUUCAAAUCUUCACUACCAGUGUUACUAUCAAAAGUAAAGAUUUUAACAACAGUUCGGCGACAAGUGUCUGAAUAGGAGCCCCGACAAUCUGCCCCAGCUAAUUGCCGAGCAAUCUCCUCAUCUUUGGCCCAGAUGCCAUAAAGAUUACUCUUCUUAUCGGGCCCUACGACUGACUGGGUACUCAGGCACUGCCACUUGGAAUACUGGUAGUGCAAAAUGAGAGACAAGAAGGAGCAGGCGAACAGCCGCAAGGCCUCCCAGGUCUCGGGACACUUUUCCCAGAUGGACGUCGACGAGUCGGAGUUCAACGAUCCCUUCCAGACCCUGAUGGAGAAGGUGGGCAACCAUGGUCGCUAUCAAACCAUGUACAAUUACGUAUUUGUCGGCGGCUUGUCCUUUUGUGGUGCAAUGAUCUACAUGAACAUCAUCCUGGCCCUCAACGUGCCCGAUCACUGGUGCACGGUGCCAGGCAGGGAGAACACCAACUUCACGCUGGAGGAGUGGCGGGACAUCACCCUGCCCAAAAAGCUCGACAACCGAGGCAGGGAAACAUUCAGCAACUGUGAGAUGUACCAAACAAACUUCUCAGAGAUCACGGACUGGUCAGCUUGGAGUUCCAGCAAUAUCACGAAAACAAACGAAACCUGCCAGAACGGGUGGACCUACGACAGGACCUGGUACGACAGCACCAUCCCCACGGACCGCAACUGGGUGUGCGCCAAGGAUUUGUUCGUGACAAAUGUGUUCGUGGUGGGUCGUGUGACGGAGGUGGCCGGUUCAUUUAUAUUGGGACAAAUGGGAGACUCUUACGGUCGCAGGCUGGUGUACUACAUCAGCGUGGUGUUCUGCUCCCUGGGUCGCAUUGCGUCCAUCAUGUGCACCAGCUCGUACACGUGGUUCCUCAUCAUGUCCGGCAUCGUCGGCCUCACCGUCAACAGCCUCUUUCAAUCGCCUCAAAUUGUCGGCAUGGAGAUCUCCAGGGAGGAGGACCGCAGUCGAAUCGCCUUCUUCCUGAGCUGUGGCUGGUCCAUCGGCACCACCCUGAUGCCCCUGCUCUACUGGUGGCUGCGCCACUGGGACUCCUUCAUGUGGCUCACCUCGGUGCCCACGGCGAUGGUCCUGAUCUUCUCCAAAUACGUAAUCGAAUCGCCCCGAUGGUUGAUUAGCAAGCAGCGUUUCCGCGAGGCCAUUGUCCAACUACAGAAGAUAGCCAAAAUUAACGGCCAUCGCUUCGACAUGACCGAGAAGGAAUUGGCGGAGAUAUACAGUCGCGACAAGCAGGAGGUCACCUACGGCAUCGCAUCGCUCUUUGCUGGCUGGCGGCUGGCCCGCAACACCAUCAUCAUGGGCUUUAGUUGGUGCGUGGUGGCCGUCUCCUAUUUCACGCUGGUGCUCUUCAGCUCCCGCAUGGCGGGCAAUCCGUUCCUGAACUUUUUGUACCAGAGCAUCGUGGAGAUCCCCGCCUACAUUGUGGGCCGCUACAUGGGCGACACGUACGGCAGGCGCUUCACCAACGCGGUGUCCUUCCUCAUCUGCGCAUUCACCUGCCUGCCCAUCAUUGUGUAUGCGACGGACGAGCGGUACGAGAGCCUGAUGAUCUACCUGGCCACCUUCAUCAAGUUCCUCAACGCCCUCACCUUCUUCACGGCGAACCUGCAGUGCCUGGAGAUCUACCCCACCUGCAUGCGGCAGACGGGCGUGGCCCUGGGCACCAUCCUGGCCAACGCCAUCGGGAUCCUGGCCCCGUACCUGGUCUAUCUGGGCACCACCGUGGACAUCCGGGCGCCGUACUACAUUCUGGGCAUCCUCUUCCUGCUGGGCGGCAUCGGAGCCCUCUUCCUGCCGGAGACGCUGCACAAGAAGCUGCCGGACACCAUGGAGGAGGCGAACCACUUUGGUCGCCACGAUAAAUUCUUCAGUCUGCCGAAACCGCCGCCGGCGGCGGAGAAGGACGACAGGCUGUCAUCCCAUCCGGAGUUAACCAGGCUCAGACGCUCGGAGACGGCGCCCUGAAUCCCCAAAUCCCGGAAUACCGGAAUCCUCGAGACCGAGUCCUGCCAACUCCUUCGAAGUCCUUGCCGGCAAUCGAUUCCCGUUGCCAUUCCCGUUCGCCGCUCACGUUCCCCUUGUGAUGUUACGUUAAGUUUGGCCCCAAAGUAUUGCGAAUAAAGUAUUGUCAUGUAGGCAGCCGUAAUAAGACCCGCAUAAAUCACAAAUCACACCCGAA
This is a messenger RNA of Drosophila rhopaloa, 2891 nucleotides long. Its product is annotated as carcinine transporter. Gene Ontology annotation, biological process: transmembrane transport. Gene Ontology annotation, molecular function: transmembrane transporter activity. NCBI's taxonomy places the organism in Eukaryota, Metazoa, Arthropoda, Insecta, Diptera, Drosophilidae. The record is from RefSeq and is a predicted model, not a curated record. The transcript has 10 exons. The coding region runs from base 881 to 2677 and encodes 598 amino acids. Gene Ontology annotation, cellular component: membrane.